Molecule: messenger RNA, 1576 nt
Organism: Trifolium pratense (red clover)
Lineage: Eukaryota; Viridiplantae; Streptophyta; Magnoliopsida; Fabales; Fabaceae
Product: putative glucose-6-phosphate 1-epimerase
Exons: 8
Coding region: 216-1250 (344 amino acids)
Biological process (GO): carbohydrate metabolic process
Molecular function (GO): carbohydrate binding; isomerase activity
Source: RefSeq, a predicted model, not a curated record
CUUUACAUUUUUAUUUUCCUUUUCACAUAAUUCAAUAGCAAAUAUUGCUUAUUUCAUGUUCCUUUUGCUAUCUUCUGAUUCAAAAUCUAUGUCAUUUUUUAUAGUCUUUUUGUUGUGCUAAAGGGUUGGUUAAUUAUGAUCAAUAUUUUAACACAUAAUUAAUAUACAUAUAAAUAAAUAUUAUGUUCAUGGUGUUAUGAUGGGUGGUGGUGAAGAUGAAAUUGAGAUCAUUUUUUGGUUUUUUUGAUUGGUUGCAGCUGGUGGAUUGGAGAAGAGUGAAAGUGAAGCCAUUUGUGAGUAACUCAGGAGCAUUAAAGUUGCAGCAGGAAUCAAUACAGAUGCCUGUAUUUCAGGACAAAGAUGGAUUGCCUAGGAUUGUAUUGACUGAUCCAAAUGGUUCAUCAGCUGAGGUGCUUCUGUAUGGAGGGCAUAUUGUUUCUUGGAAGAAUCAAAGGAAGGAAGAACUGCUUUUUAUGAGCAGCAAGGCUAAAUGGAAACAGCAUAAAGCAAUCAGAGGAGGUAUAUCACCCUGCUUUGCAAGGUUUGGUGAUGUUGGUUCACUUGAGCAACAUGGAAUGACAAGAAACAGAAUGUGGUCAUUGGAUAGAGACCCUUCACCACUACCUCCAAUUGACAAUCAUUCAUCUGUUGAUUUGAUAUUAAAGUCAACAGGAGUUGACUUAAAGAAACCACAUAGUUUUGAGUUGAGGCUUCGCAUAACUCUCAGUGCUGGCAAGCUCAUUCUGAUUCCUAGAGUCAGAAACACUGAUAACAAACCAUUUUCUUUUGCAUUUUCACUAUGCAAUUAUUUAUCUGUGUCAGAUAUAAGUGAAGUGCGUAUUGAGGGAUUGGAGACACUUGAUUAUGUCGAUAAUCUGAUGAACAGAUCAAGGUUCACAGAACAGGCUGAUGCAAUUACAUUUGAUGGAGAGACGGACAGGGUAUACUUACACAGCCCAAAUAAAAUUGCCAUCAUAGAUCAUGAGAAGAAAAGAACCUUUGUGCUCCAGAAGAAUGCACUUCCAGAUGCAGUGGUAUGGAAUCCAUGGAAUAAAAAGGCCAAGGCUCUACCUGAUUUGGGAGAUGAUGAUUACAAAAUGAUGUUGUGUGUGAACUCAGCAGUUAUUGAUACUGCUAUUCUCUUGAAGCCAUGUGAAGAGUGGAAGGGCUAUCAAGAGCUCUCUACUGUUUCAUCAAGCUAUUGCAGUGGACAAUUGGAUCCUCGCAGAGUUCUUUAUGGCUUUCACUGAACUAUAAUUAAUGCAGUCAAUCAAUGGAGAUUUAUGAAAAAUAUAGACUUAAUUUUCCUAAUUAUGUGUACAAUGCAUUAGUUUGUUCAUAUCUAUAGUUCCUUUUUAUAGGGUUACAUUGCCUUGAGAGAGCAAUUAGGUGUGCAUGAAUAUCAUGCUGAUAGAUAGAUGCCUUAACAUAAAGCCCUUUUUGCCCCUUAUAAUAAUUGAGAGAUGCUUUGCUUGGUGGCUUGAUGCCAUGAAAAUUGCUUAGCAAUUUUUUUUGUGUAUUUGUUAAGUUCAAUGAAGUUCUUCAAAUAAUGGAAAGUGCUGAUGCUGUGUGUAUA